GUUUAAGAAAACACAUUUUCCCAUCAUGGCUGAAUUAUUUCAUCCUCUGGGUGGGUUAUCAUAACUUACUCAUGGUAACACCCCUAUCUAAAGAGUGUUAACUGGUAACUAAUCUUAAGGGAACUAUCUUCUACUUAACAGGUGCUACCACAUAAUGAGCACUUAUGUUGCCAUGGAAACUUUUGUUUACUUCCAACAAAUAGUUGGUUGUUGUUUUUUUUGUAGAUAAUAUAUACAGAAGAUAGACAUGCGGUUUUUUCAAUCCAUGCGUAAAUGAGCAUUGUUUUGAGAGAUAUUUUCCUUUAAUUUUACACAAUUCCUCUUUUGUUGUUGUUCAAAGGCAUUUAAAUAUGUUCCAAUUUUGAUUUGUUUUUGUUUUUUAAAUACAUAUACAUAUCAUUUAUUGAUAGAAACUUUGAGCGCGCUUUGAUUUAUUUUGGUUCACGUGUUCUGCUGAAUGAAGCAAACUGUUUUGGUGUAUAGCUUGCAUUUAACACCUGUAAAAUAAGAGUUGAACACAUAUACUACUCUUGUGCUGAAUAAUGCAGAAAAUGAUGUAGUUUUCAAUCUCUAUAGAACAGUAUUCACCAGGUGAAGCGAGUUGUGUUAGAAACUUUAUAAACAUUCGAGAGAAGAGUAUUUAGAAGCUGGAUAAUUUUUGGGAGCAACAUAAAAUCCUGGAUUCUGUGCUCCAUCCAGGAGGAUCGUUAUCAUUUCAUUCGGAUGAACGAUCAAUAAAAUCAAGUGCAGAGCACAUCAGCAGCCCUCAUUCCUCUGAACCUAUUCAAAUACCAAAAAGAAGAUCCCGGAGAAGGCUUUAUUCUGAAGGAUCCGUACCAGAAGAAGAAUUUGGUGACAGUGGAAUUGACUCUCCACUCCACGAUGGAGGAGGGGUUCGAAAAGAUUUCUUCAGUACAACAACAGUAAACAACGUGAUAUGUGAAGGUAGAGAGCUUGAUACAACUACCCUGUGGAGUGUUGAGAACAACCAUUUCAUGUUCGAGGAUGGCUUUCCAAAAAGUCACCGAAAUGCAAGCAAUGUGGAACCAUGUCCGCCCCAACUUAAACAACACAUGUCAUUAACACUUGACUUUGCUUCGCCACAUGAUCGAGUGUCGUAUUUGCGUGGAAAUAGUCGACAGUUUGCUGCACUAUGUUCUCCUGCGCGCAUUCCACCACAUGUUGCAGCAUCAUACAGAAACAGGUCUUAUUCCCAGCAGUCUACUGAAUCGUGUUCGCCCCUGUACCCCGGUCCACGUAGAGAGCGUACCUAUUCAAACCAAUCCUUGUUUUCGUUUGGAACGCCAAUCAAUACUUCAUCCUUUGAUGUGAACAAUGCCAUGCAAUGUUCUACCCCUUGCUCAACACCUUGCCACGAGGGAAGAGACAGAUCAUAUAGUGAUGCAAGCGCCCCACCUCUACCCUACUCAUUGGAUCUUGUUCAAGGGUAUGAACACACAAAUGAACUUCAUUCAGUUGUCACAGUGCCUGCCCCUCCCACCCCGUUAGAUUUCCAUCUCUUCUUUCCCGAUGAGCCGCCCCCUCCGUAUGAAGAAGAAGAUACAACAGCAAAUGGAGGCCACGAUUUUAGAGAAGAUGCUGACGUCAGCAGUUUAAUAGAACAUUGCUAUGCCGUGCCAUCUGAUAACCAUGCGUAUAAUCCACAGUGGUUACAAGCAAUGAACAUUACACAGCCUUUGGAUUGCCCCUCUGCAAGGAACUUCAAUGAAGAAGAUGCGAUUGAAGCCUUAUCAACGUUUGUGUCGACGAAUUGGUGUUAUGAUAAUGGCGUCACGAAAAAUAUGAAAACAAAAGCAAUUGUACCAACUAAUGGACACCAGUACAUCUUGGAGACGUAUUAUGAAGAACGCUGCACCAGCUGGCAUCAAGAGGCUUACACAAACCAAACCAUAGAUACUGCAAAAAAUGGAACGCCACCAGUUCCAUGGAGCAUUUGCGUAGCCAGACCAAAAAUGUUCCAACAGAAAGAAAUACACGUUGAGGUACCCCAUACAGCUUCGUUAAAGGAUUGUCCAUCUUGUAAUGGUAAAGGAAAUAAAAAGUGUGUUCCAUGUUAUGGUUCAGGAGACUUGAAAUGUUCCAUUUGUGACGGACUCGGAGUAUUGCAUCAUUGUACACAAGAAGACAUGUCAAUACUAGAGCGCCGGUCGUCAUCAUCUGGUUGUCGGACUUGUCACCAUUGUAACGGCGGCAAGAAAACAUGUCAGAGUUGCCAUGGCAAAGGACAAAUGGUUUGUACUACAUGUAAAGGAAAUGGACGUGUGAAAGUUUACAUAAGACUAACAGUAAAAUGGAAGGUUUUAAAAGCUCAUAAAGUGUUGCAAAAAACAAAACUUCCUAAACAAUGCAUUACUGACGUAUCUGGGACGCUUGUUUUCCAAGAACAAAAUGAUCGAGUAUAUCCUUUGAUAGACUUUCCAGAAGAUUAUAUAAAUGUGUCGUCUCGAAAGAUGAUAACUAGUCACGAAGACCAAUUGCGACAUGGUCGUAUAAUAAUGCAGCGCCAUUGUGUAAGAGAGGUACCUGUUACUGAGAUCCGUUCACAAUGGAAAAGACAGGAGUUUACUUAUUGGGUGUAUGGAAAUGAAAAUCAAGUUUAUUGUCCAGAUUACCCUUCGAAAUGCAUGAUGGGAUGCAACAUUUUGUAAAUAAAAAAGAAAAACAUUUAAAAGAAAACUAUAUAGUGGAACCACAGCGUUCUAGUUGUAUAUAUACUUAAAAGAAGUUUAUUUAAAGAAUUUUUUGUUUUGUGAGAAAACACGUAGGAUAUAAAAAUAUAGAUAUUCUGAGA
Molecule: messenger RNA, 2812 nt
Organism: Hydractinia symbiolongicarpus
Lineage: Eukaryota; Metazoa; Cnidaria; Hydrozoa; Anthoathecata; Hydractiniidae
Product: protein SSUH2 homolog
Exons: 11
Coding region: 996-2669 (557 amino acids)
Source: RefSeq, a predicted model, not a curated record